Molecule: messenger RNA, 3178 nt
Organism: Sus scrofa (pig)
Lineage: Eukaryota; Metazoa; Chordata; Mammalia; Artiodactyla; Suidae
Gene: NPY2R
Product: neuropeptide Y receptor Y2
Biological process (GO): G protein-coupled receptor signaling pathway
Cellular component (GO): membrane
Molecular function (GO): neuropeptide Y receptor activity
Source: RefSeq, a predicted model, not a curated record
UUCGACCCCUAGCCUGGGAAUCUUCAGGAGGGUGCGGCCCCAAAAGGAAAAAAGAAAGAAAAGAAAUGCAGAGACCAAUGCACAGACGCUAAGCCCCAGCACAGGCUCUCUGAGGAAAGACUUUGGUUUUCAGUUUCCCUAGUUUGAUGGGCUCUGCUGCCCCCUCUAAAAAUGAACAAGGGAAAGAGAGAUGCGGCUGAAAAUUGCAAGAAGGAAUGGCUCUGAAUUUAGUUUCUGAGAGGAAUACCAAGGAAAGAGACCUCGCACCUUUGUUGACCCUGCAAUCCUGUUUUGCUGGGAUGUACUAACUCAGCCCGCUCGGCUCCAGGCAUAGCGAGCAGAGGACAUUGCCAGGAGGACACGAGUGCCAGAAUUCAGGAGGCACCGUGCAUCGUGGCACCAACAGCUUAGUUCGCGACCAAAGAGCGAAAGAUCAGAAAGUCAGCUAACUGGAUAAAGCCAGAUUGGGGGUGGGGACGGGGGUGGGGGUUGGUGACCCUUUGCUAUUUUUCUUCCUAUUCUAGCUUUUGCUCCAAGCGGAAGCGCACACCACGCCGGCUGCCGGUUUUGAAUCCGAAUGCACACUACCCAACUUGUAAACUGUCCGCAGACACCUGUUCAGGAAAUUGCUGAUCGUGGGCGACAAGGGCGACGAGAAUCUGAAGUCCCUUUACCUUCUGUUGGAAAGCAGCGACCGCCCAGUAGGAGUUGCACCAGCGCCCUGCUCUCCAGCCCCCGCUGAGGGUUGGUCCACCGCGCGCAAUUGUGCGGCGCAUUUCCGUGGUUCUGCGCCGGUCCAGCUCCCCACCUCUGCCCCUACAAGCAAAAAGGGAAACAUCUCCUGGUUGGAGUUGUGAGUUCUUCCAAGCCCCUCCAAGUGGCAGGGUCUCUGCCUCCCAGGUCGUCCUCCAGCCAGCUCGAGGGCUCCUCUCGUCCGCAGCGCCAGCCCCUGGGACUCCGCGCCUUCGCCCUCGCCCCUGCCUCUCCCCGGCAGAUGCGGUGAGCCCAGCGGGAGCCCCGGGGUCCUUAGCCGAUCGGAGGAGCGAAGAGCAAAGAAAGGGGCUGGUGGAAAGCAAAGGAGAUUCUUGUGCUCGUUAAUGAAAAUGGGUCCGUUAGGAGCAGAGGCUGAUGAGAACCAAACAGUGGAAGAAAUGAAGAUGGAGCCCUCUGGCCCAGGGCACACCACUCCUAGAGGCGAGCUGGCCCCUGACUCUGAGCCGGAGCUUAAAGACAGCACCAAGUUGAUUGAGGUACAGAUCAUCCUUAUACUGGCCUAUUGCUCCAUCAUCUUGCUUGGUGUGGUUGGCAAUUCCUUGGUGAUCCACGUGGUGAUCAAAUUCAAGAGCAUGCGCACAGUAACCAACUUCUUUAUUGCCAACCUGGCUGUGGCAGAUCUUCUGGUGAACACCCUGUGCUUGCCAUUUACACUCACCUACACCUUAAUGGGGGAGUGGAAAAUGGGUCCUGUCCUAUGCCACUUGGUGCCCUAUGCCCAGGGCCUGGCGGUCCAGGUGUCCACCAUCACCUUGACAGUGAUCGCCCUGGACCGGCAUCGCUGCAUCGUCUACCACCUUGAGAGCAAGAUCUCCAAGCGAAUCAGCUUCUUGAUCAUAGGCUUGGCAUGGGGCAUCAGUGCCCUGCUAGCCAGCCCCCUGGCCAUCUUCCGGGAGUACUCACUGAUUGAGAUCAUCCCCGACUUUGAGAUUGUGGCCUGUACUGAGAAGUGGCCUGGCGAGGAGAAGAGCAUCUAUGGUACCGUCUAUAGUCUUUCCUCCUUAUUAAUCCUGUACGUUUUGCCUCUGGGCAUCAUCUCCUUUUCCUACGCUCGGAUCUGGAGCAAACUUAAGAACCAUGUCAGCCCUGGAGGUGUGAACGACCACUACCAUCAGCGGAGGCAGAAAACCACCAAGAUGCUUGUGUGUGUGGUGGUGGUAUUUGCGGUCAGCUGGUUGCCUCUGCAUGCCUUCCAGCUUGCUGUGGACAUUGACAGCCAAGUCCUGGACCUGAAGGAGUAUAAACUCAUCUUCACUGUGUUCCACAUCAUCGCUAUGUGCUCCACCUUUGCCAAUCCCCUUCUCUACGGCUGGAUGAACAGCAACUACAGAAAGGCUUUCCUCUCAGCUUUCCGCUGCGAACAGAGGCUGGACGCCAUUCACUCCGAGGUGUCCAUGACGUCCAAGGCUAAAAAGAACCUGGAAGUCACAAAGAACGGUGGUCCCGAUGAUUCCUUCACAGAGGCUACCAACGUCUAAGGCCAUAGCCAUUGUGAAAAUAAAUGGAUGAAUUCUGACCAGAGCAUCGAGCUGCUUGAGGAGAGUGUGCAGGUGUAUCCUGAUUUUCCAUUUUAAGGAAGAAAGAGAGCAUCGGAAUGAAGCAUCUGCAGUGUAAUUCAUGGAAAACUGGUUUUCUAGAUAAAAACACUUGGAUUCAAAGACAGGGCCACAGAAGUUUGCUUGCAGUUGCUUGGAUGGUAGGUUGAAUUAUGAGUAAAAGCAGAGAGAAGUGCUUUUGACUCUUUCCCAGAAAGAGUGAGCAAGGAGCUAGCUUAUCAGCAUUGCGAUGGGUAAAAAGUUGACUUGCAGAUGACAUUACGGGGUAGAUUGGGGAGGAUGUGUAAUUCACCAACCCGCUCUCUGAUGAAGUCUACCAAUAGCAACGUCCCUAGAAAGCCAGACUCUAUAGUAGUUUGGCUUUUUGUUAUUCUUCUUAUGGACAAAAAUCAUCAGAGAAUAUGCUGGAGACCAACUAUUGGAAGGACUUUAAGGAAAUAAAUUAAAUUUGCUAUGUAAUUAGUAUUUCGGCAAAUAGUGGGGAAAAUCUUUACCACUGAGUUAGCCAAUUGAUUUUUGAAACAAAAUGCACAUUCAUUGAAAAGUUUCUUCAACGCAGAAUGGAAGGCUGAAAUUCUCAGAGAAAUGUAAACCAUCAUUUAACUUCUAGUUUCAAGUUGUCCCUGCUUUAUAUAUAUAGUUACUAUUUAGCUAACGAGCCUGCAAUGCAAUACUUUCAAUCAUCGCUAAUUGUUCUUUUACAACACAUAUUAUUCCUAUGUUGGAGCUGAAUUUGUCCCCACUAAAAUUAUAUCAGAUUUGCAGAUAGUUUUGUGGCAUUGUAUAAUAUUUGGUGGUUAUUUGUAAGCAGUUUUUGCACAGGUAUAUACCUUUAACAUGUUUACUGA